CGCGAAUCCUGCGUCGUUCGCGUUUUUCUGUUUUCAUUUCAGUCAGUCGCGAUUUGAGCGUAUUAGUUGGCGUUUGUGUAGGGGAAUUCCGCGAUCGUCGCGUCAUUGAAUCGCUGCCGGUGCCGCAAAAAACCGAAACGCGCCAUUAAUGUUGAAUUUUCGCCAAGAGCAACACCAACAUCGACGCGAAAAUUAUGUAAACCGGUUCAGAAAUUUCCCGAAAAAAUAAAAAAAACGUGGGGUGAUACGAUUUUUCCGCACCCACGGUGCUUGCUAAGGAGUUUCAGGCUGUUGUUUUGACGGGUAUAUCGUUUGCCAAAGAUUGGUCGUUGGUUUUUUUUCUCAAUAUUGUGAUAGAUUUUCGAGCGCCGGCUGUGAUAUAGUUUUACUGGUUUGUUUAUAAUUUUUUUGCUGUAAAUAUGAUGAAGAAGGAGAAGCCGAUGAUGUCGGUCACUGCUAUUAUACAAGGUCAGGCCCAACAACAUUGGAGCAGAAGUUUGACGGCGGGUUUUCGAAAUCACCCACACAUGCCUUUAGGUCUAAGCUUGGAUCAGAAUCUGUCGAUGGGCGCGCUCGGGCCGCAAUCGCCGCUCGAAAUCAAGCCGGACGCAUCGACGUUGAAUCAAUUCAGUCCGCAGGGGCCCAACAGCCCGAAUUCCUUCCAGCUCGGCGGGCACCAGAACGUGCUCGGCUCGUCGUCCACCUCGCAGAAAACCAACUCGCCCUAUCCGCCCAAUCAUCCGCUGAGCGGCUCCAAGCACUUGUGCUCGAUAUGCGGCGACAAGGCCAGCGGGAAGCAUUACGGCGUUUACAGUUGCGAAGGAUGCAAAGGGUUUUUCAAAAGAACAGUACGAAAGGAUUUGUCGUACGCGUGCAGAGAAGAAAAAAAUUGUAUUAUAGAUAAAAGACAAAGGAACAGAUGUCAGUAUUGUCGAUAUCAGAAAUGCCUGCAAAUGGGCAUGAAACGGGAAGCAGUGCAAGAAGAAAGGCAACGAACGAAAGAUAGAGACACAUCAGAAGUGGAAUCCACAUCGAAUAUUCAAACCGAAAUGCCAAUAGAAAGAUUAUUAGAGGCGGAAAGAAGGGUCGAAUGUAACGAUCCGCCCGUUCCAAUAGAAAGCGCCGUAACAAAUAUUUGCCAAGCUACGAACAAACAGCUAUUGCAGCUGGUCGAAUGGGCGAAGCUGAUACCGCACUUUACGACGUUACCGGUGUCCGAUCAGGUGCUGCUCCUGCGCGCCGGUUGGAAUGAACUGCUCAUCGCCUCGUUUUCCUAUAGAUCCAUACACGCGCAAGACGGCAUCGUUCUGGCAACGGGACUUACUGUAAAUAAGCAAUCCGCUCACGCCGUAGGUGUAGGUACGAUAUACGACAGAGUCUUAUCCGAACUGGUGAAUAAAAUGAAAGAAAUGAAGAUGGAUAAAACGGAAUUAGGGUGCUUAAGGGCAAUUAUUCUCUAUAACCCGGACGUACGAGGUUUAAAAUCGUCUCAGGACGUGGAAACUCUUCGAGAGAAAAUCUACGGCGUCCUUGAGGAGUAUACGAGGAUGAACCAUCCGAACGAGCCCGGUCGAUUCGCCAAGCUCCUUCUACGCUUACCGGCUCUCCGAUCCAUCGGAUUGAAGUGUCUCGAACAUUUGUUCUUUUUCAGGCUGAUCGGCGACGUGUCCGUCGAUACGUUUCUAAAGGAGAUGCUCGAAAAUUCGUCGGAUUCUUAAGCGAUGAUCUCGUGCGGAAAACGGAUACGUUCAUUUGGAGGUGUACGACAGACUGUAUGAAGCAUUGAAAAGUUUAUUUGCAAGUAAUAAUUAUUUGGACAGCGUAAACCAACUGAUACAUUGUACCUUUCAAGACGAUGUUGAAGUAAUUUCUUAUCUUCUUUCUAAUAGUA
Messenger RNA from Phyllotreta striolata, 1891 nucleotides. The record is from the annotation of a GenBank genome assembly. NCBI's taxonomy places the organism in Eukaryota, Metazoa, Arthropoda, Insecta, Coleoptera, Chrysomelidae.